ACGUUGCCGUCAACGACUCCUUCAUGUGGGCGUUACGGACCGGCUCGCUUCCAUAACAGCCACUAAGCAACCAGCAAUCAGUCAACACAUUGCAAGUCAUCCUGACUACAUCAUUUUUUACAAGUUGUAUAAUUACUAUUGUGUGCUAGCCAGCUAUUACUCACUGAUCAGCAACCUGUCAUCUCGCCACUGAUAAACCACAUGGAUCCUCAAAACAACAUGGAAAACGAGGCAAAGAUGUUUCUGAGCCACGCUAAGACUCUCAGGCUGCACACCGGGAAUAUAGUCAACCGAAACCGGCUGAAAAAGAAGUGUCCAAGCUCUCCCUGCGAAGAGCUUCAAGACUGCAUUCAAGCUGCACUGACUGAUUGGACUGCUGCCAGAAAACCGGUCUCCAAUGACUUCCCAGACACGCUGGACUGCUCCCUCCCGCAGCCGACAGACGCCAUCCCCCCCGAAGAGAGGGAGGAGCUGAGGGUUUCAGUCAAGCUGUUCCUGUGCGAUGCGGUCGAAUCCUCCAUCAGAGACGCCGUGGAGAUGGCCUGCCAGACGCUGGCGGUGUCGCAGCUCGACUCUGUCAUCAUAGCUCCAACGUGGCCCCUGGAGGGGGAAAGCCAGAGUCUGGCUCACCUUCAGCCGGCCUGGGAGGAGCUGGAGGCUCUGGUCAGGAGCCAGAAGAUCGCUGCCAUCGGUACCUCGGACCUGGACAAAGACCUCCUGGAGCAGCUCUACAACUGGGCUCAGGUGAAGCCCAGCAGUAACCAGGUGAACCUGGCCUCCUGCUGUGUGAUGCCUCCCGACCUCACAGCCUUCGCUAAGGAGUUCGACAUCCAGCUGCUCACACACAACGACCCCAAAGAGCUCAUGUCAGCGGCCACAUUCCAGGAGGCGGUUCAGGAGGGAACGCAGGACCUGAGCGCUGCUGACUGGAGGCUGGAAUGGGUGCUGCGCUACUCCAUCAUCGUGAAGAGCCGGGGUAUCAUCAAGGCUAAGGGCUACCUGGUCAGUGCAGGGAAGGCCAGGCAGUAGCACCUCCCACCACAGAAGAAGACAUGGAUGAAGCCAUUUUCCUCCUUCCUCCUCCAUUGACAUAAACACACAACAUGCAAAAUCACAGCUCUGAAUAAUGGAUGCUGCCAAUCACCGACCAUCUCUAAGUCUUUGUUUAUUCUACAGAGAAGGUUUCAUCUUGAUCAUGUAUGAUUCAUUUUAUCUGUAUUCCUUCCCCCGGGUCAGUGAGGUGAAGAAGUUUUCCGAUGACCAGCACUUCAGCAGAUUAGAGUAAAUGCUGCUUUUAAGAUGAACAGGGUGGUUGCUAAAUAGUUCUCCAAGGUGAUCGUUCCUUAACCUAUUUCUGACUGUAAGUGCCUCUUGUCUAUUUCCUUCCUGUCUUCAUAACGGCUUUGUCUCAUCUGUGUGUGGUGAAUGAAGCAACAGGUAGGAGGUAUUGUUUUGUACCACAGAAUGAUUCCAAACAGAUUGAAAUGGGGAAAGUAAAUGGACUCAGAUUGAAUUCAUGCAAUUGGAUGAUUCUUUCCUUCUUGAUAUUACAACAACAUUUGCAAAUUAAACUACACAUAAGAUGUUUAUUUUAUGAAGAUUGACUCAGUGAGGCAGACGAUUAUGUGCAUAUAUAACACUAUUUCAUCAUGCAUUUUUUUCUAACCAUGUGUUUUUGACGAUGCAUUGACAUUUUCCCCCGUUUGCUCGACAUCAGUUUGAGGAUUGCGAGUACAGCAAUAUAUUUUUUUCACAUGCAGUGCAGUCUUCUCCACGCGUUGUUGUUAUAGCACUGUAAGCUCUGUGCCGAGAGGUUAAAAACGUGUCGACUCUGAGGGAAGUUUUUAUUUAAGAAUCAUGAUGCUUUUUCCAGACGAGUUCCAGUAAAUCUCAUGAAGCAAAGUUAUCUGUUGUACUGUAAACAAAAAAUAAUGGUAUGUCGUCUAUCUGUAUAUCAUGAUUUGGCUUUAAUAAAGAUUUAAAAACU
Messenger RNA from Eleginops maclovinus (Patagonian blennie), 1987 nucleotides. It is a transcript of the gene gclm, whose product is annotated as glutamate-cysteine ligase, modifier subunit. Lineage: Eukaryota; Metazoa; Chordata; Actinopteri; Perciformes; Eleginopidae. Gene Ontology annotation, biological process: glutathione biosynthetic process. The coding region runs from base 202 to 1029 and encodes 275 amino acids. The transcript has 7 exons. The record is from RefSeq and is a predicted model, not a curated record. Gene Ontology annotation, cellular component: glutamate-cysteine ligase complex. Gene Ontology annotation, molecular function: enzyme regulator activity; glutamate-cysteine ligase catalytic subunit binding.